AUGGCUCUGGUCGUCGUCAUCGUUGACGACCACCACCACUGUCUACCGGAUGUCCACGCAGCCAUCCGUCAGCGUCUUCUGCCCUUCUCGCGUAUCCAUGUGCUGCACGUGGACGCCCACCCGGACUUGUCCUUCGGUGCUGCAGUCGACACGGACGUGAUCUUUCAUCCAGAGAGACUGUACGACGCACUGGACGAGUCGGUCGCUGGCAUUGCCGAGUUUCUGCUGCCGCUCGUGUUUGCAGGUCACGUGAACCAGAUCACGUGGUUGAAACCGGCGUGGGCGACGCAGAUACCGACUGGAACAUUCCAGCGACUUGCCAGUGGAAAGCGCCUGGCAAACAGAACGAUGGGAGUGACAAGUGAGUUGCCUCAUUUCGUGACCGACGAGUUGUUCUGUCGUCUAGAAGACAUGGAGACGUCGUCUCUCCGGUAUUGGGAUCUGUUUGCAACAGAGACGACUUCCGGUGAUGCAGCAAUUGUAGCGAUGCAGGCAAUGGACAACGCGCGCGAGCAUUCGAAAAGCUACAUCCUCGAUAUUGAUCUUGAUUACUUUUCGACGUGGAACCCGUUCCGCAGGGAUUUGGAAGCACUUCUUGGGGAUGUAGCUGUGAAGACUGUGACGAGCUUUUUUUGCGAUGUGCGGUACAAGCAAGUCUCUCUCGAUGAGCUGACGGCUGAGCAGCGCAGCACAGAGAUGACGACGUUCUGCGAGCUUGUCAAACGUCUUGAAGCAGCUGAUGCGAAGGCAGACACCGAUACUCGUAGAUCGAUAUGGGCACAAGUCCGAAGUGAUCUCGUAUCGUCGUACGCAGAUGAAGUCAACGCUGAGAAAGUCGUUGACGAAUUUUGCCAAGUACUGGAGAGAUACCGAGACGACGAGGCAAUUCGAUGUGAACUAUGGGCAGCAGGACCUUUUCUUGAUCUUCCUCAUCACGAGAGCUCUCAAGAAGAGAUCGAGCAUUCGAUCAGCAAGCUCGAACAGUUUCUUCGCGCGCAUGCACUGGAUGGAAGCCAUCCCCCAGCAAUUGUGACAAUCGCCAAGUCCACGGGCGACAAGUACAUGCCUCCGCAUCAAGCAGAUGUUGUCUUGACAAGCGUCCUUCGAAUGCUUGAGAACGUCUACGGGGAGCUAGCACCAAACUUUGUGGAGUAUGUGCCUGUUGAAGACACAGACGACAAUGAAGCGAAAAGCUCUUCCAGUACAGAGUAG
Molecule: messenger RNA, 1212 nt
Organism: Peronospora matthiolae
Lineage: Eukaryota; Oomycota; Peronosporomycetes; Peronosporales; Peronosporaceae
Source: the annotation of a GenBank genome assembly